AUGGUUGAACAAACAGUUUCACAGGUCGCCGACAAGACUCAUGCCAACAUGGGCAUGGAGGUCAGAGAGAGGUUCAUGACCAGCAAGCCCUCACUCUUCCGCUCAAUUCGCAACAAUCCCAAGGUCGUCUUCAUUGCCUUCUUUGCCUCUCUGGGCGGAUUCGAAUAUGGUUAUCAGCAGGGCGUUCUAGGACAAUCACUGGUCAUGUAUCGAUUCGUUCACAACUUUCCUUCGGUUGUUGAGUCUUCGACUGCGACCGGCUGGCUCACCUCGGUCCUUCAACUUGGUGGUAUCGCCGGCUCACUCUCUGCUGGGUUCCUUGGCGAGAUCCUCUCACGGAAAUACACCAUGUUCAUGGCAUGUUUGUUCGUGAUCCUGGGCAGUUACCUCUAUGUUGGUGCCACCGCCGGCACUCAUGCUCUGUUGUACGCCGGACGCUUCUUCACCGGCAUCGGCGUGGGACUCUUCAGCGGUGUCGGGCCGCUGUACAACGCUGAGCUAUCCGCUCCAGAAAUGCGCGGCUUUCUAGUGUCCUUUUAUCAAUUUGCGACCAUCCUUGGCAUCAUGCUUUCCUUCUGGGUUGGCUAUGGUAGCAACUAUAUUGGCGGCACAGGCGCAGGCCAGUCAGAUCUUGCAUGGCGUCUACCGUCAAUUGUCCAAGGCAUCCCCGCGGCCUGCCUCGCCAUCGGUAUCUGGUGGAUGCCCUUCUCACCCAGAUGGCUGGUGAAGAAAGGUCGCAAUCAAGAAGCUCGUCAGACGCUAGCGUGGCUGAGAAAGCUACCCAUCGACCAUGAGCUCGUUCAAGUCGAAUAUCUCGAGAUUCAGGCCGAAUCUGUCUUCGAGCAACGUGCUUUUGCAAAGGCCUUCCCCAAAUUGGCCGAAAAGCAAAAACAGAAUGCCUUCAUGGAGCAAUUUGCCCAGUACGCCAACUGCUUCAGAACACGAGACAACUUCAAGAGAGUCUGCAUUGUUUGGCUGAUCAUGUUCUUUCAGCAAUGGAGCGGCAUCGACGCGAUCAUCUAUUACGCGUCCAACGUCUUUCAGAGUCUCGGUCUGACGCAAGGAACCAUUGCUCUUCUUGCCACUGGUGUCACCGGAGUUGUCUUCAUCGUCAGCACAGUACCAGCAAUGCUGAUCAUCGACAAGGUGGGUCGCAAGCCUAUGCUGAUCGUUGGGUCAAUCGUCAUGUGCGUAUCUAUGGUCAUUGUUGGAGCCAUUGUUGCCUGUUUUCGCCACGAUUGGCCUGGCCACCCUGCGGCCGGUUGGUCUGCUGUCGCGCUCAUCUGGGUUUAUAUCGCCGCUUUUGGUGCAACUUGGGGCCCGGUAUCUUGGACGCUGGUUUCCGAAAUCUUCCCUCUAUCGAUUCGUGCAAAGGGCGCCAGUAUUGGAGCAUUUUCCAAUUGGAUCAACAACUUUGCAAUCGCAUUUUUUGUGCCCCCAAUGCUGAAGCACUGGGCAUGGGGCACAUACAUUUUCUUCGCCGUCUUCCUCGCAGGCGGCAUUUUCUGGGUUUGGUGGGUUCUACCAGAGACUAAGAAUGCGACACUGGAGGAGAUGGAUAGAGUCUUUGGAAGCAAAGCUGGCGAACAAGAUGCCCUCCUUCUGCGAGAGGCACAGCAAGAAGUCGGACUGUUGGACUUCCUUGACGGGAACCGUGGCCCAACAGAUGAGAAAAGCAGCGACAAGUCCUUCACACACGUCGCAAACAAGGCCGAUGUUUGA
Molecule: messenger RNA, 1722 nt
Organism: Exophiala bonariae
Lineage: Eukaryota; Fungi; Ascomycota; Eurotiomycetes; Chaetothyriales; Herpotrichiellaceae
Exons: 3
Coding region: 1-1722 (573 amino acids)
Biological process (GO): transmembrane transport; carbohydrate transport
Cellular component (GO): membrane
Molecular function (GO): carbohydrate:proton symporter activity
Source: RefSeq, a predicted model, not a curated record